GAGGUGGUGGAACAGCUAGUGGGCAGCAGGCGCCCCCCCUGCACACGCCUUCACCCCAGGGGCUAGCCCCGCACUGCACGGGCUCACCAUGAUUGCCACCGGCGGCCUGCUGAGGAUUUCCGCCAGAAAACAGGAUCCCCUCCGCCCCCCGAGCCAGGUCCCGAAGCGCAAGCGGAAAGCCAAGAAGAGGCGCAAGAACGAUGUGGUGGUGGUGAAAGGCAAGCUGAAGCUCUGCUCCAUCUCCGGGCUCAUCGCCCUCUGCGGGAUCCUAGUGCUGCUGGUGGGCAUAGCCAUGGCGGUGGUGGGCUACUGGCCCAAGGCCAGCGGGGCCAAUCGGGAGGGGGGUAAGCAGUUGCCGCCCUCGGGCAGCGGCCACCGCGCCGCGACCACGGCCAACAGCAGCAGCGGGAGCAGAAACCGGUCCAGGAGCCACCCGGAGGCUCAGGGGGGCGUCAACUCCAGUUUGGGGGGCGCGCCCAGAAGCACGCCUCCGGCGCAGGCCACCGCCCCCUCCUCUUCCUCGGCCUCCUCCACGUCUGUGGGUUUCUUCUUCCGCGUCUUCUCAGGCUACCUGCACUCUGACAAGCUCAAGGUCUUCGGGCCCCUCAUCAUGGGCAUCGGCAUCUUCCUCUUCAUCUGCGCCAACGCGGUGCUUCACGAGAAUCGCGACAAGAAGACCAAGAUCAUCAACUUGCGGGACCUCUACUCCACCGUUAUCGACGUGCACAGCCUCCGCGCCAAAGACCUGGCGGCGGCCGCUGCCGCCGCCGCCGCCUCAUCCCCGGGCCCCGCCUCGGCGCCCCCGGGGGCCUCGCCGCUUAACGGCUUUCUCAGCUACGUGCAGUCGCGCGGCCUCGAGCUGAAGCCCGGCGGCGGCGGGGACGCCUUCGGGGCGGCGGCGGCGCUGGUCAGGGGCGCGUGGCCCCACCCGGCGACGCGGGGCGGGGGGGCAGGAGGCGCUGCGUCCCCUCCCGACCUGGCCUCGUCGCCGCGCUGCCCGCGCGAGCCCCCCAGCCUGGCCGAGGCCGUGUACAGCAUCUACCGCGAGCGCUCGGGUGUGGCAAGCCGUCGCCGGGCCGCCGCCGCUGCAGCCGCCGCCGUGGCCGCUGCCGCCGCCGCCGCCAGCAGCAGUAGCAGCCCCGCGCACUGCAGCCCCCCCGAAGGCUGGGGGCGCCCGAGCACCGCCAGCUCUCUCGUGGGCUCCUCGCUGAGCGCCUUCGCUCUGCAGCCCUCGCCAGGGGACCGCGACGGGGCGGGGGAGGGCGCGAGCUGCAGCUGGCAGAUGCCUCCUGGGGAGCGCGGCUCCAGGGAGAUCCCGCGCGGCAAGCUCGACCUGAGCCUGACCGACCUUCGCGGCGCCGGGCACGGCGCGCACUGGGAGCAGGGCGGGCAGAGGGAGCCCGAGGGCGCGGCAGCAGUGCGCACCGCCGGGGCCCCCGGCGGCCGCCUACCCAGGACCGGCAGGUACGCGGCCCCGCGGCGCCGAAGCACCAGCGGGCUCCCCGACUACCGGGCGCCGCCGUCGCCGGAGCCCCCGCCCUCCCCGCGCAGCGCGGACCUGGACACCAGCCUUUUGGCCAAAUCCGCCUCCCCCUCGCCUCCCUUAGGGCCGGCGGACUCGCUCCCCGCCAGGCGGAACUCGCUGAGCUCCCAGUCGGAUGACCCGUCCAGCAGCAAUAAGGGCUACACCCCACUGCGGGAGGCCGUUACCUCCUCGGAGUCGGUGGUGGACGCAGGAGCCAGUAAAAGCCAAGACUUUGUGGGCGCCACCUCCCCAGGUGUGAAACAAAGCCCCCCGGAGGAUCCCAGCCAAAAGCCUCCCACGGUAGAGCAACCUCAGCCAGUCCAGAGGCAGUUUACAAACAAGGAGAAACUCCUCAUGAUUUCCCGGGCUCGUGCCAUAGGAAUUGAAGACGGAGAGCUGGAAAGUACUGGCAUUUAGGGAAAGGGAGCGAGGGCUGGGAGCAAAGUCAAGAGGGAAAAAGAGAGAAUGAGGAACGCCCACAUGAAUCCGUGCAUUUAACAGUUCUCUCUUUCCUUUGUUGACUCUCUGAGGAAAUCAUACAAUACCCAAAGAGCUGCAGAAAGUUAUCCUUGAAUUGCAUUCACAAGAUUCCUGUAGAUAACUCCAAGCAAUUUUUAAAAACCAAGCAAACUAGUCUUUUAUGUCCGAUGGUGAUUGUAUGUUUCAUGAAAACCAAAUGUAUUAAAAGGUCAGCAAUCUAGUUCAUUAGAUAAAAUUCUCUUAAUUUUCUUAGGACCAGAAGAAUAUAUUUUUGACAGUAACUGUGCACUUUACUCCAACUUUUAUUUUUGAUCCCUAAUUCCCCAGCCCCUCUAUUCUGCUGAUGGCUUUGUGCAUAGCUGCUUGUGAAUGACAGGCUUUUCUCUCCUCCCUUCACGGAGCAUAGAGAGAUUUGUCUCAGUUCUCCUAGAACUGAUCUUACUAAAUGAAGUCAAAGCCAAAAGCGUGAGUACGUCAGGAAAGAACUCUUUCCUUGCCCCUUGCCCUACCCACCCUGCUCCCGAAGGCCUCUUUAUUUUUUAAAAGGGUAUUUGCAUUUUGCUACUAGGGUAUUUUGUGGAGACCGAAGGGGACCAGGAUCUAGAAGAACAGUUAAUAUUCCUAAGUUCACAAUAUCAAGUCCAUGAUGCUUUAUUGAGUAUUAUCUCACCUGUAUUUGAAAAAUAGCAUUAAUAUUAAAAAUAUUUUUAAUAAAAAAAGUUUCCAAACAGUUAAACAUAAUAUUUGCUUCAUUUUGCCUUGAAAAUAAUGCUGCUAAAAGCUCGUUAAA
Loxodonta africana (African savanna elephant) is the source of this 2795-nucleotide messenger RNA. RefSeq names its product transmembrane protein 200C (gene TMEM200C). The transcript has a single exon. Bases 89 to 1942 code for a protein of 617 amino acids. NCBI's taxonomy places the organism in Eukaryota, Metazoa, Chordata, Mammalia, Proboscidea, Elephantidae. The record is from RefSeq and is a predicted model, not a curated record.